AUGAUACCACAAGGCUUAGCUGUCCAUUCGGAGCCAUCAUCAUCAAGUGCCACAACGACCACCACAGUUCGUUCUCAACCACCACUACCAACGACUCGUAUAAUUGCACCUUCUAUUCCACAUGAUGUUCUUUUUCAUCUCUUCACGAACUAUUGCUCUCCCGAUGUUUUUCUGGACGGACUUCUAUUAGUCUCCUCUCAUUGGAACCAAACAACCAAUCAUCACGGAGGUCAAUUUUGGAAAUUAGUCCUUGAGAAGUAUUUGCAACGUGAAUUACGACGAAUGGAGAUGUCAAAACAACAACACCCAGUACCUACCACUGAUGGCACAACAGUUUUCUUGUCAAAAGGAAACGACGAGUAUUGCAUUUAUGAGCCAAUUCAACCCGUAAAACAUACUCGAAGAAGACUUCGAAGAUGGCAUUAUUAUAAUCUUCUUCUCUAUACGGAGGCACGAAUGGAACUGUCACUGAAACGGUAUCAAGAAUUUCUCGAGUGCGUACGAGACAAGGUUAACGCGUAUCCUAAUUUAUCAGGAGAAACCUGUAAGAAGUUACUGAAAGCAGUUGUCAAACAAAGAUUUCAAAGAAAAUUUUCAAAUUAUUUCAUAGCCAUGUUUUUCAAAAUUCAAAAUAAUUUUCUUUCCAUGUUCAACAUGACAUUGGAUCCGAAAGAAUGCAUGGAAAAUCAUUUCAAAUUUUGGGAAGAGAUUGUGUCCGUUGUGAAAGGAAAGCCAUACGGAAUGAGUGUGAAAGAUAUUUGCCAGCUGUCAAUAUUGAAAAAGAACUAUACGUUAAUCUACCAUUUUGUGAAACAAACUGUAUUGUAUUUUCCAGAAAAGAAGAUGAGCGUAUUUUCAAAUGGAAUUUUACAGUUUUUAAUUCAAGAAGGACAAUCUCAUGUCUUGGCAUGUAUAGCAGACAUUAUUUGUCACAGCAACAUUCCUCCCGACAUUUUCAAUGCCUGUAUUCGUACAAGUAUGAUGAGUGUAGCUUCUAAUAGCCAUCAAUUAAUGACCCAUGAAGAAUUGUUCACCGAAGCUGACGAAACAAGAAUUGUAGCAUCAACCCUGCCUGGUAACACAUCUGAGAAUGCCGACAACACACAACUGAACAGUGACAAUAUUUCACUUUUGAACAAAAUCAUACAACAAUUCUCUUUUGAUAUAUCACGAAAUUUCUGGAACCCGGAACAUGUAUUGUUCAAAUUCAUGAUUGGCUUGAAUUAUGAAGAUUGGUCUGAUUUGAUUUUUGGAAUUUUUGCAAAACAAGUGCCACAUAUUUUACUGAACACACUUGUCCCACUAUCAGGACAAUAUGGCUAUAUUCUUGAUAAUAAUACGCUAGUACGAAAAACUCUCAUCAAACUUGUGAAAAAUCAACAAUUAGAUCAUUUUGAGUUGUUGAGACACUGUGCAACCAAUUAUCACCAUCACACCAUAUCACUGGUCAAACUUCUUAUUGAAGAUUGUGGAAUAGAUCCAAAUUUACUCAAUCAUGACUUUAACUCUUCACGCUCAUUACUUUUCAAAGUGAUUCAUGGUGAAUGUUGUGAACAACAUUAUUUUUCUCGUUAUCUUCACUUCUAUGAUUAUUCCAAGAUAAUAUUCCUUCUCGAUCAUGGAGCUCAAUUUGCACCUCAUGAAAGUAACCUCAUUCCAGAUUUACUAAAUAAGAUUCGAAUACGGCAUGGUCAUGCUAUGGGAUACGUUUCAUUGAUGCGAGAAAUUACAAAAAAGACAGGAUGGCGCAUGUCGUACACAACUAGCAUUAACUCAAAGCUUAUUGGAUAUGUAAACCUUCAAACUAACAUGGACGUUGUUCAUAAUUAUUAUAAGGAAAUAGGCUUGAUCUUUAGUGGAGAGUGA
This is a messenger RNA of Naegleria lovaniensis, 1866 nucleotides long. RefSeq lists its product as uncharacterized. Lineage: Eukaryota; Heterolobosea; Eutetramitea; Acrasida; Naegleriidae. The record is from RefSeq and is a predicted model, not a curated record. The transcript has a single exon. The coding region runs from base 1 to 1866 and encodes 621 amino acids.